AUGCCUUACAAUGCUCGAGUAGAAGUUCUCCCAGAACCAGUCAGUCGCGGUGGACUAGACGACCCCCGAGCUGCAGAACAGCCGUCUUUUGGGACACGAAUGUCAUGUCGAGAUGCAACAGAUUUUCUCUGCAACAUCGCAAACAUCUCGCCGUUAGAGCCGGGAUACCGCAAAGCGCGCCAUAUACACAUAUCAGAUAGCGAGGCCCAGACAAAACUCCAUCAGAUUCUCUCUCGUUCAAGGGAGAUUAGAUUGCCCGCAAGUGAACAGAAGCUCUUAUCUGAUCUCGUCCCUGGACUGGUUGUAACUGGUGGUUUGAGUCGUUCGCCAGCGUUUGAUUGUCUACCCGUUGUGUCUCAUUGGGGUGAGCGAACGGGUGAAUCCUCAGCCCCAGAUUCUGCCGCUACCAUUCGACUUACUUCCACGUGGGAAGCCACUCAUGUAGUUGCAGAAGGAGCCACUAUCAAGUUUUGCCAAACCUACUCAGCGGAAACAAAAACUCUGACUACGACUGUUGCCUUGGCUCGUCGAAUUGAUACCCCUCGAACCGGAGGAGUUCUGGGCGCCGCUACUGAUAUAUCUAGGGUACGCAACGCACGCGUUGCAGAUGCUGUUGAUUGCGCCAUGGGGAUGCUCUCAGAUGCUGCAGAGCUCUUGGCCGCUCGGAAUAGAGUGAUUGAGACAGGUAUCACAGAGCGUCUCGUGUUUGCCGAGGUACACGAAGCGGUCAUACCAACCUGGUGCUCUGUCCGAAAACCUCUCCCUCCAAAGUUGAGCGGAGUGGCACUUUCAACUGACCAGGAUACCAUUGACGUCCUCGCGGGGGAGGAUUGCGAGGGCCCGCUACUUAACACCAGCAUCUUCUCGAUGGCAGUUGGUUAUAAUCGCGGUGUUUAUGGCGGGUCAAUAUCUGGCUUAUGGGCGAUAAUGGACUCGGGUUUCGUCCUUGAUUACUCGAUUGGCAAAGAUAGUGCUGCAAUGGCAGGAAAAUUAGCUUCCACAUUUUCUGAAGUGGCUGCUGUUGCUGAAGCGUCUGUCUCCGCUGGCGAGCAUAUCACUGACAUUCGGGUUGUUAAGGGUUGCAACUACUCAUGCUUACGACAAAAAACCAUUAUCGAGGAUACCAAUCCAGCCUCGCGGAUGCCGGUGUUUUGUCACGUUUACUACGAUGGUGGUGGUGGUGAGCAGAUGGCGGCGAUGGCCGGUCUGGGAUGCGUAGUACACGACUGGAUUGAUUUGGGAGCCGAUAUAGCAUGUGGUGAGAUUAGCAACAUCAUUCCGACGCUUACAGGGGGAUCGUUGGAGGAAGAGCCACUGGCUGAGGUGUACUCGCGUUUUAUGGGGGCGAUAAUAUGGUAUCGCGAUAACGACCCCUUCAAUCCUGCUGCUUUGUGCAUUUUAUUUACACAUUGGUGGCAACUUGCAAACUGUCGCCAUAGACCCAUUUCCCUCUUUGGUCGAACCGACCUUGACACUGUGAGCAGAGGAAUUCUUCCCACAAUCCCGCAAGAAAGGCCAUCAUUGGAGCACUUCCGAGCCUGUGGUACCAAGAUCGAGCGUAGUGAGCGUGCUCUCAUUAAUGCUGAGGCGCGGCUUCAAUCUAUCGUUUCCUCGAACCCGUUGCCGGAAACUCGAAGUGUUGUUGAACUUCUUGUCAAUCCAGUCAUUGCGUAUGUAAGAGGGGGAAAUAUUCUACCCUUUGAAAGCGAAUUUGUUGGAGCUGUCCUCGCGGCUGAAAUAGCAUUGCCUCAGGGACAGAAAAUCAUAGAGUUGUGGGACCUUACUAUUGUCAUGUGGGAAUCCGGGGCCAUGUGGGCGACGGGGAUCGCUAGCCUUUGCUAUACUCACAGCGGAAAAUUCAAUUGUGAUAGGGCUCGUGAUGACUUAUCGGGAACUACCUGGAGUUAA
This is a messenger RNA of Botrytis sinoallii, 1908 nucleotides long. RefSeq lists its product as uncharacterized. NCBI's taxonomy places the organism in Eukaryota, Fungi, Ascomycota, Leotiomycetes, Helotiales, Sclerotiniaceae. Bases 1 to 1908 code for a protein of 635 amino acids. The transcript has 3 exons. The record is from RefSeq and is a predicted model, not a curated record.